Elaeis guineensis (African oil palm) is the source of this 1516-nucleotide messenger RNA. The record is from RefSeq and is a predicted model, not a curated record. Lineage: Eukaryota; Viridiplantae; Streptophyta; Magnoliopsida; Arecales; Arecaceae.
CAUUUCCUACCUCCUUCCUCUCUUCCUCUCCCUAACAAACGGUAUAGCCAUAGAAAAGUCAAGAGGACAAACAAAGCCAUCCAAAGGCAAGAACUCUUCAAUUUUUUCUUCUCCUUUACGCGUUCUCUCUGGUCCAACUUACCCAUCGUAAACGACGGACUUGAAUCCAUAGACUUCCAUGCAUCACUUCUCUCUCUCACCUGCCUAACUUUCACUUUAAAGUCUCCAGCACCGAUCUUACUCAUCUCUCCGCCACCCCAUAUAAUUUCCACAAACUAAGCACCGAAAUGAAAGCAAUGGAAAACCCCAAUAACCACCACCGCCACCACCACCUUGGCGUCAACCAGCUCGGAAGAACCAUCAAGAAGAUCCCCGCCGCCCCCGCCCACCGCCCUCCGCCGCCCCCGCAAGCCCGCGUCUAUAACAUCAGCAAGAACGACUUCCGCUACGUCGUCCAGCAACUCACCGGCACCCCCACCCGCGACUCCUCCUCCUCGUCCUCCUCCGCCGCCGCCGCCGCCGGCGCUGCCAUCCCCCCUCCGUCCCGCCACCCCCGCGCCAGCCUCCGCCUCCGGCGAAACCGCCCGCCUCCUCUCGCCCCACCCUCCCGCCCCAACCCCGCUCCCAACCCCUCCACCAUCGCCGAUUACAUAAGCUUCAUCGAGAACUCCCUCCUCCACUCCGACGGCUCUCGGCCGACGCCGCCGCCCGGUCCGCCAGCCUUCCCGUCACCCAGGGCCGGCCCCCUGCUGCCGUCGCCGGGGUCGUCGGCGCUGCAGUCGCCGAGCGCAUUUCUGAACUUGGUCUCGCCGCGGUCGCCGUACGCGCUGCUGUCGCCGGGGAUCCAGCAACCCGCGCCGCUAACUCCGAGCUUCCCCUUGUCGCCAGGGUUCCUGCGGCCCAGGCCGCCGCCGCCGCCGCCGUCGCCGGGGUUCUUUCCGCCGUCUCCCUCGGGGUUGUUGCCCUUCGCGAGCCCCAAAUGGAACGAUCUGUAACAUUUUUCUGUAAUCUUCACGACUCGCAAGCGAUUUCCGGGAAGUGUAAAAAAUAACGAAUCUUUUUCUCUCAAACAGAAGCAAACCGAGAGCCACCAAAAAAAACAAAAAGAGGAAAAAAAAUAUUUACUCUUUAAUCUUUUUUUUUUUUUUUACCUAACCUCUUGUAUCAUUGGUUGACAGUAGCAGGCGGUCUGGCUUAUAUAAUUUAUAUGGAGGGUGGAAUAAAUUAGGUAGGUGAAUAGAAAUUAUUGUAAUUCUAUCAUUUUGAUGUUUGGAAAACUGUUGACAGAUUUUUUAGGUGUAGUUAGAUCAGAAUCGGGGUUAGUGAUUAUUGUUUUCUGAAUUAAAUUGAUUAUGGAGUUCUUGCUUGGUACAUAAUUUAUGUACUCUCUGGUUAUAAGGUCAUGGUGUCAUCUAGGGUCUCACUUGUUGCAUGUAAAUGAUCUUUAGUGGUGGUCCCUCAAGUAGAAGUCAUUAAGCUUAAAUGGCAUGAAUGAAAUUAUUGUAGUGAUUUUGCA